Molecule: messenger RNA, 5922 nt
Organism: Stegastes partitus (bicolor damselfish)
Lineage: Eukaryota; Metazoa; Chordata; Actinopteri; Pomacentridae
Gene: glg1a
Product: golgi glycoprotein 1a
Exons: 27
Coding region: 1-3420 (1139 amino acids)
Cellular component (GO): Golgi membrane
Molecular function (GO): fibroblast growth factor binding
Source: RefSeq, a predicted model, not a curated record
AUGGCGGCGUACAGUCGCUCUCCGCUGCUGCUGCUGCUCUUCUCCUCCGUGUUUCUCUGCGGCUUCGGCUCCGUCUUCGGCCUGAAGGCUGCCAGCGGCCCGGCCGAGCCGCCCAACCCGCCCGUCCACAGGGCCGCCGAUCCCGCGGUCAAGGAUGCACCUGCCGCCGCCGCCGGGGCCUCGCAGCCUCGAAGGGCGACCGGCUGGAAGCUGUCGGAGGAGGAGGCCUGCCGGGAGGACCUGACCCGCCUCUGUCCCAAGCACACCUGGACCAACAACCUGGCCGUGCUGGAGUGCCUGCAGGACCGCAGAGAGGAAAGUGAAAUCGCUCCCGACUGCAACCAUCUUCUCUGGAACUACAAAUUCAACCUGACCACAGAUCCCAAGUUUGAAUCUGUGGCGACGGAAGUCUGCAAGAGCACCAUCGCUGAGAUUAAGGAGUGCAACGAGGAGGAGAGGGGGCGGGGCUACCUGGUGUCCUGCCUGGUGGAUCACCGCGGCAACAUCAGCGAGUACCAGUGCAACCAGUACAUCACCAAGAUGACCAGCAUCAUCUUCAGCAACUACCGGCUCAUCUGCGGCUUCAUGGACAAGUGCAAAGACGACAUCAACACGCGGCGGUGUGGCAGCAUCAACGUCGGACACAAGGACAUCCACUCGCAGGGAGAAGUGAUCGCCUGUCUGGAGAAGGCGUUGGUGGAGGAGGUGGAGCAGCAGGAUCGUGCCCGUCCGAUCAAAGAGGAGUGCCAGAAAGCGAUCCUGCGUGUGGCCGAGCUGUCGUCGGAUGACUUCCACCUCGACAGACAUCUUUACUUCUCCUGCAGAGAAGACCGCGAGAGAUUCUGCCAGAACACUCAGGCAGGAGAAGGAAAAGUCUACAAGUGUCUUUUCAAUCACAAGUUUGAAGAGGCCAUGUCUGAAAAGUGCCGUGACGCUCUGACCACCCGUCAGAAGCUCAUCUCUCAGGACUAUAGAGUCAGUUACUCUCUGGCUAAAGCCUGCAAGCUGGACCUGAGGAAGCAGCGCUGCAGCCUCGACACCAACCUGCCUCGAGCCCGCGAGGCCCGACUGUCGUAUCUGCUGCUGUGCCUGGAGGCNGCCGUGCACCGCGGUCGUCCGGUCAGCGGCGAGUGUCAGGGCGAGAUGCUGGACUACCGGCGGAUGCUGAUGGAGGAUUUCUCUCUGAGUCCGGAGAUCGUGCUUCACUGCCGGACGGAGAUCGAGGCUCACUGCUCUGGACUUCACCGCAAAGGCCGAACGCUGCACUGCCUGAUGAGAAUCGGGCGCGGCGACCGCAACACGGCCGUCGACAGCGUCUGCCAGAGCGCCCUGCAGACCCUGAUCCAGUCGGCCGACCCCGGAGCCGACUACCGCAUCGAUCGAGCGCUCAACGAGGCCUGCGAGUCGGUCAUCCAGACCGCCUGCAAACACAUCCGCAACGGAGACCCCAUGAUUCUGUCGUGCCUCAUGGAGCAUCUGUACACGGAGAAGAUGGUGGAGGAUUGUGAACACCGGCUGCUGGAGCUGCAGUAUUUCAUAUCCCGAGACUGGAAACUGGACCCCAUCCUCUACAAGAAAUGCCAAGGCGACGCUGCUCGACUCUGCCACACUCACGGCUGGAACGAGACCAGCGAACUGAUGCCGCCCGGCGCCGUUUUCUCCUGCCUCUACCGCCACGCCUACCGCACCGAAGAGCAGGGACGCCGGUUAUCUCGGGACUGUAAGGUGGAGGUCCAGAGGAUUCUCCACCAGAGGGCUCUGGAUGUGAAGCUGGACCCGGAGCUGCAGAAACGCUGCAUGACCGACCUCGGCAAGUGGUGCAGCGAGAAGCCCGACGCCGGACAGGAGCUGGAGUGUCUGCAGGAUCACCUGGAGGACCUGGUGUCAGCCUGCAGGGAAGUCGUGGGAAACCUGACGGAGCUGGAGUCAGAGGACAUCCAGAUCGACGCUCUGCUCAUCAGGGCCUGUGAACCCGUCAUCCAGGCCCACUGCCACGAUGUAGCCGACAACCAGAUCGAUACGGGCGAUCUGAUGGAGUGUUUGGUUCAGAAUAAACACCAGAAGGAGAUGAACGACAAGUGUGCAGUCGGAGUCACGCACUUCCAGCUGGUUCAAAUGAAGGAUUUCCGCUUUUCCUACAAGUUCAAGAUGGCCUGCAAGGAGGACGUUCUGCGCUUGUGUCCAAACAUCAAGAAGAAGGUGGACGUGGUCAUCUGCCUCAGCACCACGGUGAGGAACGACACGCUGCAGGAGGCCCGAGAGCAGCGAGUCUCUCUCAAGUGUCGCAAACAGCUGCGAGUGGAGGAGCUGGAGAUGUCGGAGGACAUUCGGCUGGAGCCAGAGCUGUACGAUCCCUGUAAGUCCGACAUCAGCCGUCUGUGUCCCAACGUGGCCUUUGGAAACGCUCAGAUAAUCGAGUGUCUGAAGGAGCAGAAGAAGCAGCUCAGUCAGCGAUGCCACCAGCGGAUCUUCAGGCUGCAGGAGGUGGAGAUGAGCGACCCGGAGCUCGACUACCAGCUGAUGAGAGUCUGCAAGCAAAUGAUCAAGCGGUUUUGUACUGAAGCAGACGCCAGAAACGUCCUUCAGUGUCUGAAGCAGAACAAGAACAGCGAGCUGAUGGAUCCUAAGUGCAAACAGAUGAUCACCAAGAGGCAGAUCACACAGAACACAGACUACAGGCUGAACCCGGUGUUGAGGAAAGCCUGUCGAGCCGACAUCCCCAAGUUCUGCCAACCCAUCCUGAACAAGGCGAGCGAGGACAGCGAGCUGGAGGGUCAAGUCAUCUCCUGCCUCAAACUCAAAUACGCCGACCAGAGGUUGUCUCCAGACUGCGAAGACCAGAUCAGAGUGAUUCUGCAGGAGUCGGCGCUCGACUACAGACUGGACCCACAGCUGCAGAUGCACUGCUCAGAGGAGAUCUCCAGGUUGUGUGCUGAGGAGGCAGCAGCUCAGGAGCAGACCGGUCAGGUGGAGGAAUGUCUGAAAGUCAACCUGCUCAAAAUCAAACAGGAGGGCUGCAAAAAGGAAGUCCUUAACAUGCUGAAGGAGAGCAAGGCAGACAUCUUCGUGGACCCGGUCCUCCACACGGCCUGCGCUCUGGACCUCAAACACCACUGCGCCGCCAUCACGCCCGGCAAAGGACGACAGAUGUCGUGUCUGAUGGAGGCGUUACAGGACAAGAGAAUUCGUCUGCAGCCGGAGUGUAAGAAAAGACUUCAAGAUCGCAUCGACAUGUGGAGCUACGCUGCGAAGGUGGCGCCGGCGGAGGGCUUCUCGGACCUGGCCGUCCAGGUGAUGACGUCGCCCUCCAAGAACUACAUCCUGUUCAUGAUCGCACUGAGCGUGUGCGUGCUCUUCCUGGUGGGGCUGCUGUGCGGUCGCAUCACCAAGCGAGUGACCAGAGAGCUGAAGGACCGGUAGAAGACGAGCUCGCCUCAGAAAGGACUGACUCCUCGCUCCUUCCCCUCGGCCGCCGCCCUCCUCCCUCCUCCUGCAGAUCUGCAACCAGCCAGCCUGCACAGUGCCAACACACCCGGAUCCCUCCUCUGUUCAAAAACAAAUCCUUUAUCCUCCGUUUGGGCGUCUCUAAACUCACAAGAGGCGCAGAUUUUUUUUUUUCUCCCCUCCCUCCUUCCCUCCGACAAAUCUGCUUUCGCUGAGGAUGUUUGAGGCCGGACGUGAGGUCGUCUUUUCAGUUUCUAAAUAAGCGCUGUUCUUGAUGUGACUGAGGGCUGCUGCUUCUGAGGUUCGGAUUGCUUUCCACUCGUUCAGUCCCGAUGCUUUAUUUUUUUUGUGAUAUUUAACUGAGACUGGAGCAUGUAGAGCAACGGGAAGCGACAGCAGCUGCCUGAAUCGCACACAGAAAUCUUAAAGGCAAACUUUGCUUUGGUUGAACUCUUGAGAUGUUCCUGUUGCUUUGAGACGUUUUUCUCCUCCGUCAUGAAGAAGUCCCGUCCUCUCCGCCGGUACGACCAGUUCAGACCCACUUCGCUUGCUACUGACUGAACAUGAAGGUCAAGCUGGUCUCCGUUAACAGGAAUGUUGUGUGCACUUUUGAUUUUUUUGUUCAUUUCAUUCAAACGCUAAUUUCAUUGCACUUUUUUUUUUUUUUUUACUUUUGCGCCUUAUUUAUUGAUUGAUAACUGAUUCUGAUGAGGUUUGUUUUGAGCAUGUUUGUAUCGACCCCUCAUCCCUGCUGCGUUCACUGACCAAACAACCUGCCACACAACACCGACGUCAGGCGAAAACCGCUCAGCUUUCACACACUGGAAGUUCUUUUUUUUGUCUGAUAAUUUAUCGCACACGCUAGAAAACACGACUAAACCUGAAUCGAACUGCUAAUCUGUAAUGAGUUUUCCCGUCAGGCCUUGUUUACUUUAAGUUAUAUCAUAUAUACGCUCAAGAUGACUUGCAUGCGGUGGCCUUUAAGGUGGAGAAAUGGUGACAGAAGCUAAAAACUUUACAGAGUUUAACAGCACAUACCUGUUCUCAACCUGCUCGGCUCCUUGUUUGUAGUCUGGGAUGAAGCCGGCUGCCGUCAGGUUUGCUUGUCCUCUCAGAAAGCCUGUCUGGGUAACACACACUGGAAGCAUCCGCAGUCGUAUCUGUGGUUUCGUUUACAGCAGGGUUCUGUGGCUGGUGAACACUGAAGUAUUUAACAUGAAGUUCUUCAUCAAAACACUGAUUUUGCCGUAACAAACGAUCCACUUUGAGAUUUAAGACAUCAUUUUAAAACUUCACUGUCAGACUUACUUUGAUUAAUACCAGCAGCGGUUCGAAUAAUUUCAGAUUCACUCACUUUACCACUAAAAGCACAUUUCCUUCUGUUGCCAGCAGGCGGCGCUGUUGGUACACGUAGGUAAACUGCAGACCAGGAGCCAAAAAUGGUCUGAAAUUGGCACAGAGGAGCCAGAAGUAAACAUUUUAGUGUUUAAAAUACAAUUUCACACAGAGUCAGAGUAAUAACCGUUUCUGUUUAAAAUACCUCAGAGCUCAUAAACACUGAACCGGGAGCUUUACAGGUGUUUCUGGAUGAUUUCUGUAACUUUGGACAGAGUCAGGACAGCUGUUUCUCCCACCAUGCUAAGCUAGGCUGAUUUAAUAUGAAGACAAAAGGCUGUUAUCUCCCCUUCAGUAAGUCACGCUGUGGUAUGUAGUUGACCUGUUGACCUCUGCAUUAAACAAAAGUGGUGAUUUCUUGCUCCUAAAGCCAUCAAACGACCAGAAGCAGAUGCAGAAAUGACCUCAGAGCAACACAAGCUGACUAAAAGAUUUAAAGGGACGACCAAACAACCAGAGAUGCAAGCAGGGGGUUCAUUCAAUCAGCCUGAAUUAUUAUUUUUAAAUCUAGAUUUGUCUGAUUCCAGCUUGUUAAAGUUGAAUAUUUUCUGGUUGCUAUCUUCCUCUGUGAGAGUAAACUGAAUCUCUUUGGGUUGUGGACAAAUCGAAACAUGUAGGGAUGCCAUCUUGGGCUCUGGGAGGCACUGAUGGGCAUAUUUCACGCUUUUCAGACGUUAUAAAGACCAAAUCAAUUCAAAUAAUUAAGAAAAAUUUUAAAAAUGAUUAAUCAACAUUGAAAAUCAUCAGUACUUGCCGUCAAAGACUCAAGACGAUGACGAAAAUAGCUGAAAGGAGACGUAGAAUGACCACAAAACAGCCACAGAGAUGCAAAACAACGAUAUGCAAAUCUACAACAAAGGAAAACUAAAUGGGGAUAAACAAACACAAAACAUUUAAAAGGGGAUCCAAAGAUGCAAAAUAACUCAAAGGUGACGUAGAACUACUAUAAAGAGAUGCAGAACAGCUACACAGUGAUGCUAAAUGACUCAACAACUACCAACAGAGACAACACAGCUACGAAGAAACAGAACAUCUAAAAAGGGAAGCACAAAAAUGCAAAAUAACUGAAAGGAUAAUAAAAAA